CUCAAGUGGGAUACCUCCCCACUUGGGCCGAAAUGGAUUCCAUAGCAAUCUAUCCCGAGGGCAUCCGCCCCCAGCGUUUUGCCUGGCUCUUCCAUAACCACUCGCGCCGCGCAGGCCCUGAUGCGCUCGGAUGCUGCGCGCUCAGGUGAUCCCGUUGCUGCUGUUCGUGACCUGCGGCGGCUUCGUCAUGCCCCACACGCGGUCGCCAGCCGCUCUUCAUAUCCGUCGUUGUCGUGCCUCUCAACGCGGCCUGCGUCGCUGUCGGGAUGGUGAACUCGUCCAUCUUCAGCUCGCUCUUCUUCUUCGCGAUGAUCGACGGGCACUACCAAGCCCCCCUAGGCAGCUCAUCCCCCUUGGCGUGUGCACGAGCGACGAGCUGUCGCAGGUUGCACGCUACAUCCAGGUACUCCGCGAGCGAGCUGCGCCAGUUCUGCAUCCUGCUGACGGCGAAGGCGCUGGUGCCGACCAUCACGUUCCACGGGCUGGCGCGGGACCCCUUCCACCACCUGCUCAUGAUGCGCCGCUUCGCCGAGGUGCUGGAGUUGUACCUGCACCCGCUCUGCUACAUGGCGCUGGGCCCCUUCCUCGGCUCGUCGCUGGCUCUCCUGAUCUCGUCCUGCAUGCUGCUGCCGCCGGUGGCUCCCGCCUGCGUGAUGCUGGUGAUGAGCCUGGCGAUGGCCCACGUCCUCAACUCGCUCUGCUACUUGCCGCUGGGCCACUUCCUCGGCUCGUCGCUGGCGCUCCUGUACUUGAUGUGCAUGCCGCUGCCGCUGGUGGUGGCCGUCAUCGUGAUGAACUUGUCCUGCAUGCCGCUGCCGCUGGUGGCGCCCGUCGUCUUGAUGCUGGUGAUGCUCUCGCUGCUCUCCGUCCCCUUGUCCGCGAAUGGCACCGUGUCUUUCGGCGACUGACACUACUCCAGAACAGGCCCUUCUUCCGCUGCUUCGACGCGUGGCACGACUUCGUGUUCGACACCUCCUUGUCCUCGGAUAGCGACCAGCCCAACGAGGACUCUUUGGAACUCGGAGUUGCUGCCGCUGGUGGCGAACAAGUGCAUGACGUCGCUGCUGCGGGUGGCGAUCCUCCUGCUGCCCGCUGUGUAGUGUGGAACCUGCCUGGAGCACACCUGCAUGACAAUCCUCAAGAACACUCGCAUGAAGUACACCUGCAUGCCGUUCACCUGCACGGGGUACAUCUGCAUGAAGACGCUCGCCGCGAUCCUCCCGAAGACGAUCGACAUGACUGGGCGGUCCCUGGCGUUGAGUACCUUCGCCGAUCCGCCCUUCUUCAACUCCGCUGCUGCUGCACGGCUCAUGCUGAUCUGGCAGAUCGUCUGGUGGAUCCCGAAGAAGGCCUGCGUGUUGCUGCUCGUGCCGUCCCGCCGCCUGGAGUGCCUUACGCUGUACCCCACAAGCAAGCUCUUCCUGCCGCUGCCGCUGGUGGCGAACGACCCCGCCAGGCCGACCUCUCCACGCCCCCCGUCGAUGUGAUUGCGACGACGCUGAGUAAGCUGGAGGAGGCCGCCCGUGUCUGUCCCGAAGAAGCCCUGCAUGAUCCUGUUCGUGCCGUCCCGCCGCCUGGAGUGGCCGACGCUGCCCCCCACGAACAUGCUCUUCCUGCCGCUGCUGCUGGUGGCGAAGGACCCCGCCAGCCCGUCCUCUCCAUGCCCCCCGUCGACGUGACCGCGACGACGAUGAGUAGGCUUGAGGAGCCCGCCUGUGAAUCGCCCAUCCCCAAGUACAGGCCAACCACCGUCCUAGCCGAUCUGCGCUGUGCUAGACGGACGAGUUCGCC
Molecule: messenger RNA, 1791 nt
Organism: Prorocentrum cordatum
Lineage: Eukaryota; Dinophyceae; Prorocentrales; Prorocentraceae
Source: the annotation of a GenBank genome assembly